AUGUCCGAUCACCACCACCACCACCACGCGCGGCUAAACCGCCUCCGCACAACCUCCCAGCUCCUCCGUCAAACCACCACUUCUUUCUCCUCUCACCCUCUCACUUUCCUCUUCCUCACUUUCCUCCUCUUCUCCUUCCACACUCUCGUAGAUCAUUGCUCUCUCCUCCUCACCUCCUUCGUCGACCGUGACCCUUCUCUCCGCUCUCUCCUCUCCCGCCUCCCUCUCCACCACCCUCAAUCCCACGCUCCCACGCGCCUCCACCACCACCGCCGCGCUCCUUUUCUCCAGCUCACGCGCCUGGGCACCCUAGACGACGACUUCUUCUCCACGGACGAGCACGAUCCCAAUCGCCGAUCCCUCCAAGGCUCUCCAUUUCGCUCUCCGCUCAACGCCACGACUGUAAUUCUCUCCGGAUUCGAGGGCAUUUCUGGAUUUUCCCGCCCUAUCGCCGAUAACGGCCUUUUCCUCCCUCAGAUCAUCCGCUCCGGAUUCGUUCUCCGGCAGCUCUCUCCCGACGAAGACGACGACAAAUCGAAAUUCGACGAAUCCGAGCACGAUCAAGAACCUGAAGAGUACCGCGGCGAGAAGAAAGAGAAAGAAUUCGAGAGCUUCGUGGAUCUGAAGCUCUUCUUCAAAGGAUUGGAGCUCGGACGACACGACGCCGCGGCUCUGUUCUACCUGGUGAGCUUUCUCUCCGCCGCGUAUGGGUGGGUGAUUCUAGGGUUCACCACCGUGUACUCGUUGGUUCUAGCGAUUAUCUUCGUCGCCGUGAUCAACGAAUUGCUCGGUAGAUUCCCUUCCUUUCUUGAUGUUGUCACGAGCGGUUCAAGAUUAGGGUUUAGGAGAGUCACAGGAUUCGUUCUGAUGAAAUGGGCUGUGAGAGACGCAUUGACACAGCUUCUCGGUUUAUGGUACUUCGGAGAGGUCGAAGACCAGUUCUCGUUUUUCAGGCUCUUUGUGAGGUUAAAGCUGAUGCCUUUCACUGUGAUGCCACCGUGGAUCAGAGGUUUCGAGAAGGAGAUAUCUGGAUUCUUGUUCGCUUGGUUUCUCCUUGAUACGCUCAUCGGUUUGGUAUUGGCUGUUGAUGGUUUCGUUGCCAUUGUGGAUUCGAGGAGGAGAGGGAGAGAGAUUGUGAAGGAAGGUCUUUACUUGGUGUCUCUUCUGUUGCAUCAGGCUGUGCAGAUCAAGUGUCUCGAAGCGAUUCUCUGUGGGUCUGUGUUCAGAUCGAUUCUGGUUCGAAUUGUGGGGAGAAGCUUUGCUUGUGUGAUUCAGUGUGGCUUGGAAGUUUACUUCAUGGCGGCUUGGUUAGUGUUCUACUUAGCGGUUAGGUGUAAAGAUGCGGAGGCAGCAGAAGGGAGGAGGUUCGGGAGAAGAGAAAUGGAGAAUAUGGUUGAUGGGUUGAGAUGA
Messenger RNA from Microthlaspi erraticum, 1410 nucleotides. Lineage: Eukaryota; Viridiplantae; Streptophyta; Magnoliopsida; Brassicales; Brassicaceae. The record is from the annotation of a GenBank genome assembly.